Cygnus atratus (black swan) is the source of this 1369-nucleotide messenger RNA. It is a transcript of the gene IDH3A, whose product is annotated as isocitrate dehydrogenase (NAD(+)) 3 catalytic subunit alpha. Bases 108 to 1208 code for a protein of 366 amino acids. The record is from RefSeq and is a predicted model, not a curated record. Gene Ontology annotation, biological process: tricarboxylic acid cycle; isocitrate metabolic process. Lineage: Eukaryota; Metazoa; Chordata; Aves; Anseriformes; Anatidae. Gene Ontology annotation, cellular component: mitochondrion. The transcript is spliced from 11 exons. Gene Ontology annotation, molecular function: magnesium ion binding; isocitrate dehydrogenase (NAD+) activity; NAD binding.
GGUGGGGCGUGGCGGGACUCGUCCCGGUGCCGGUGCCGGGCUCCUCCCGGUUGCGGGCGCUGUGGCCGUGCCUGCGGGGCCUGCUGGGGUGCGGCGCCGGGCGAGCCAUGGCUGCAGCCGCGUGGAUGCCCGCGGUUUCGCGAUUGCUAGGUGCUUUCAAAAACCAAAAACAGGUGACCAGAAGUUUUGGUAGUGCUGUACAAACAGUAACUUUAAUCCCAGGAGAUGGCAUAGGACCUGAGAUUUCUGCUGCUGUCAUGAAGAUCUUUGAUGCUGCCAAAGCUCCUAUUCAGUGGGAAGAGAGGAAUGUUACAGCCAUCCAAGGACCAGGAGGAAAGUGGAUGAUACCUCCGGAUGCCAAAGAAUCUAUGGAUAAAAACAAAAUGGGAUUAAAAGGCCCUUUAAAAACCCCAAUUGCUGCGGGACACCCAUCAAUGAAUCUGCUUCUGCGUAAAACCUUUGACCUUUAUGCAAACGUACGUCCCUGUGUCUCAAUUGAAGGAUACAAAACCCCUUACACAGAUGUAAACAUUGUCACAAUAAGAGAGAACACAGAAGGCGAAUACAGUGGAAUUGAACAUGUGAUUGUUGAAGGUGUUGUGCAAAGUAUCAAGCUAAUCACAGAGGAAGCUAGCAAGCGUAUCGCAGAGUUUGCUUUUGAGUAUGCCAGAAACAAUCAGAGAAGCCACGUUACUGCUGUACACAAGGCAAAUAUUAUGAGAAUGUCUGAUGGACUUUUCUUGAGAAAAUGCAGGGAGGCAGCAGAAAACUGUAAAGAUAUUAAAUUUAACGAAAUGUAUCUAGAUACUGUGUGUCUGAAUAUGGUUCAGGAUCCGUCACAAUUUGAUGUGCUUGUUAUGCCAAACUUGUAUGGUGACAUCCUCAGUGACUUGUGUGCUGGCUUGAUUGGGGGUCUUGGAGUAACACCAAGUGGGAACAUUGGUGCUAAUGGAGUUGCAAUUUUUGAAUCAGUUCAUGGAACAGCACCAGAUAUUGCAGGAAAAGACUUGGCAAAUCCAACUGCCCUUCUUCUGAGUGCUGUAAUGAUGUUGCGUCAUAUGGGACUACACAAGCAUGCCACAAAAAUUGAGACAGCUUGCUUUGAUACAAUUAAAGAUGGAAAGGUCUUGACAAAAGACUUGGGAGGUAAUGCAAAGUGCUCAGAAUUCACAGAGGAGAUCUGCCGCAGAGUACAGGAUACAGACUAAACAUCUCACACGGCUUGUAAUAACGCUGAGAGGAUGCAUCACAGAAGUACAUUGUGUAACCUGGUAUCUAUAUGCAUAUAACUUUAUUUGUCUCUUAAGAGAGCAAACUUUUUAGGAAGGGUCUCUUCAUUAAUAAACUUAGUCCAAAUGGCUACAGAUGA